AUGAGUCUAGAUACGGCGAGCGGUUUCUGGGCGAUCCAGAUGACAGAGCGGGCGAAGUUGGUUGCGGCCUUUGUCGGUCCAUUCGGACAUUUCCAGUGGAUCCUGAUGCCUUUUGAACUCAAGAAUGCACCGUUAGUGUAUCAGAGUGUGAUCAAUAACUGUCUCUGGGGAUUCGUGCAGCUCCCACCUGAGGAAGAGGCUAAGGUCGACCGAGAUGUCCUGGAAUUUCUGGAGUUGACCGUCCCAGACACAGGACCGACGAUAGAAGAUCCUCAAGGCGAAGGUGGUUUCAGACUUCCAGAUUUGAUGAAGGAGGCGACUGCAUUCAGGCGAAACAUUCCGACCCCGACGCAGAUGGGACCGGUUCUGGGACGAAGCUCUUACAUAGACGACAUAGCUCACGGGGCGCCUACCUGGGACAAACUUUGUGAAGACCUGAAUACUCUGCAAUUAUGGCUCCGAUACUGGAAUUUCUCGGUUAGUCUCCCGAAAAGCGAGUUCGGUAAACAAGCUAUACCGUAUCUAUCUCACGAAUUCUGUAUCUGGGCUACCCCGAAGAUUGCCAAGAGUGUUCAGGACCUACCUUUCCCAUCGACUCUUAAGGACGUUCAAUCGUUCUUAGGAAGCCUGAAUUACUACAACAAGUUUAUCGAGGACUUAUCGGUCGUCGCGGCUGUGCUUUACGAGCUGAAUGAGGAUCGCAUUCGCGCCGGACAUGAUUUGGAUAGAGCCAAGGAAGCGUUCGAGAUUCUAAAACGUAAGAUUACAUCGACGCCGCUGCUGCGCCAUCCAGAUUGUACCAAGCCGUUUGUCAUCAUCCCACAUGCAAACCCCUGGGCGGCUUGUGCCGUCCUGGGACAGGAACAUGAGGGGAUCAUCCGAUCAAUACCACAUCGCAAAAAGGAGGUGUUGGCGAUCCGGCGAGUCCUAGAGCAGUUCAGCCCGUUCAUCUACGGUUCAGAGACACCGAUCGAAAUCUAUACUCGGUACUCGGUCCUGAAGUGGUUACUGAGGUCAAAUUCCACCGACGGCCGUCACCUAAAGUGGAGUCUAGAAUUGUCGAAGUGGACUCUGGAGCUACGUCGUGUGCAGCGCGAUGAAGAUGGAUUGGCUGCCAUCCUCGGUGCAGGUAUUACCCCCAGGGAGCAUUUAGACGAAGUCGCUGAAAACCUGAUCCCGGUUAAGGGGCGAAUCAAAGCACCUCCGCCAAUCAGUGUAGAGAUGCUGGAUUCAGACUUCGAAGGAUAUGUUCUGAGCUUCGAUGGCGCAGCCAAGGUCUCCACUAGACAGGGAAGUUGUGGAUGUAUUUUGUGGCGUUUACCUGGCGGGCAUGUCCUGAGCGCCCACGGAUUCCCUCUGGAUGAUGUGACUUGGAACGAUGCAGAGUAUCAUGGGUUGAUCAAAGGUUUGGAGCUAGUCGUCGACCGCGGUUUCAGAGAUGUGGUUGUGGUCGGCGAUUCCAGAAUCCCUAAUCGGCAACGUCGAUUUGCUGAGUAUGAAGCCUUGAAAGUGAAAUUUGGUUCAGUACGGUUUGUCCACGUCAAACGUGACUACAACCAGGCAGCAGACUACUUAACGACGAAGACAUUGGCACUCGGGAAAGCAUGUGUGGUAAAAGAUGAGGAUGAACUGAUGCAUCUAAAGUUUGUCUCCAGGAUCCUGGAAAAGAUUAUGAAAACUCCGGAAACCUCGGAAUGA
Phytophthora megakarya is the source of this 1698-nucleotide messenger RNA. Lineage: Eukaryota; Oomycota; Peronosporomycetes; Peronosporales; Peronosporaceae. The record is from the annotation of a GenBank genome assembly.